Molecule: messenger RNA, 8006 nt
Organism: Physcomitrium patens
Lineage: Eukaryota; Viridiplantae; Streptophyta; Bryopsida; Funariales; Funariaceae
Source: RefSeq, a predicted model, not a curated record
CGUACACCGUCCCCGCAUUCCGCUCGCAAUUUGGUCCGCAACGAGCCCUGACAUCCAUUGUUCCCUCCUCAACCGGCCUAGAUAAGGCACACCAUCUGCGGUGUUGCAGCUGCCGGAUUGUGGUCUAUGGUCUACGAGCACUUCUCGGAUUGGAAGACGAGGGCGAGGGCGAGGGCGAGGAGAAAAAACAGGGGCGAGAAGCGUUAGGUGAGAGGAAUUAGUGUUCAGAGGGAGGUGCCCCUCGCUGGACAUGAAUUGGAGCGGUUGUGGUGAGCAUUUGGUGAUGGCGAUGCAUGUAUGAAGCGAGCAGGGAAAGAAGUCGGAUGUGGCGGUGGUGGUAGGGAUGGACUUACAUGCGACCCUCAACUUUUCGGGAAAUAGUUCCGCCAGUGCCAGCACCGCUACAGGCGGAACCUCUACCAGCAGUGUCACGUCAUCUAUUCUGGCAAUCUCCAGCGAUGCUGCGAUUUUGCAAAGGUUGAUAAAGUGUGGAGUGCCUUCAGAAUACCUGGGAAGGGGUAAGGAAGGAGUCGCAGAAUAUGUGAAAGAACACAGGCGUCAGAUUCCAGUGGUCAUCGCUGCGUUAUUGCCUGGACCAGAUGAAAUUCAGGCGGCUUCUUUAUCAGGAGCAGAUGAAGUUCAAGGACCGGGAACACGCAAGGAGUUUCUAAACCAAUGCAGGGAUGCGCUCAAAUGGGUGCAGUGGGCUAUGUUUCAGGGGGAACCACAGGCAGUCUUAGCUGCUGCGGGACAGGGAACUGGAAGCACAAGAGGUGUAUGUGGAGCAGUAUGGGGUAGCAACGAUAUCGCUUACAGAUGUAGGACCUGUGAACACGACCCUACCUGCGCUAUUUGUGUGCCAUGCUUUCAAAAUGGCAAUCAUGCUACACAUGACUACUCCAUGAUUCGUACUGGUGGUGGUUGCUGUGACUGCGGAGAUGUUACUGCUUGGAAACUAUCAGGAUUCUGCUCCAGGCAUUGUGGUCCUGGACAGGUGCCACUGCUGCCGUCUUCUCUUGUAGAAUUUGCUGCACCUGUACUCGAAGCUCUCUUAUUUCAGUGGGUACAUACGUUAAAGGCUGCAGAACUUGUGGCAGAAAACAGGGCAAGAAAGUGGGCUUCUCAGCAGAAGGAUGAAAAGGUUGCAUGCCAAUUAUCAGUGGUGUAUAUUGAAAUGUUGCUGGAAUUCUGCAGUUUUGGUGAACCCAUGCUUGCCUUCACUGCAGAACUCGUGGGUAACAGAAGCUUAGGUCUUUUGGAUACAUUGAUGAGCACAGAAUGCUUUUUACCAAAGAGAUGUGUGAACUCCCUGCACGAACUGUUAUACAAACUUCUGGGAGACACCAACUUCAAACACACUUUUGCACAGACUUUCAUUCUACACUAUCCAUUCUAUUUACGAGAGACCAUCAAAGAGGACGCUGCAGCAGCUGGAACUUCUUCGAGGAGCAAACACCGAGAUCCUGCCGUAGUGAAUAGCUUCUCUGUACAGAUUUUCACGGUUCCGACCCUCACACCCAAGUUGGUGAUGGAAGCUGGUCUUCUGGACAUGCUACUUGAGACACUAAAGGAGUUCUUCUGUGCUUGUGUUGGGGACUAUGGGCGCAUAUCGGUAAGUAAAGGCCCUGUCGUGAAACGGCUUUAUUUUCGUAUUAUAGAGGAUAUAAGAUACGUCAUGACCCAUUUGGAGGUAUCACAAUAUGUUACACAGAAGCGGCCUGAGCUUGCAAGAGCGUGGUUGCACUUGCUUGCGUUCAUUCAAGGCAUGUUUCCACAUAGGCGAAUCACGAGUAUUCACGUCGAAGAAGAGACUGAAGACUGGGGCUCAGCCUACUCAUUGGAGUUUCAAAUGGCGUGCAUUCAUCCCCUAUUUGUUGCAGGAGCUGCAGCAUCCAGCUACUCCGAUGCACGCUCGAAGGAUGAUUUGAUGUGCGAUUCUCAGAGUUACCCCCAGGUAGCUACGUACAAUCCGAAGGGAGGCAUUUCUUCUAACAGGAUCGUUAAUGGUGUAGGCAGUUUGCAAUAUUCUAAUGUAGGAGCUAGUUAUACAGGAACAUGGGUUGCGGACGUAGACAUGUAUGAUGCUACACCUACUCUUGAUCCCACUGAUAGUGUAACGGAACUCAUUCUGCAGCAGAGAGGAAAAAAGGAGUCUGGAAAAGCCUUCAUUGCAGAAAUGCAAGUACCACAUUCUUUGCUGUGGCUUAUUGCUGAGUGUACUCAAGUACUUGACAUCUGGCUUGGUGUAGACGCCUCGAGGGAAUCAGUAAAGUCAGGGCAGUUGGCUACUGAUGCUAGUCAGGUUGCAGGAAUUCGAAGAAGCACUAGAUGGCGAGGUAGAGGGGGUAGAGGAAUUAGGGAUUCUCCUACUCAGACUACUGGUGGUCAAAUUCGGGAAUGGUUGCGACGCAGCCGACGACUUCCUCUUGAACCACGAGUGUGGCCAGAGGUUGCUCCAGAGCAAGCUGCAAUGGGCACCAAUUCUGGAAUUCAAGUUUCUGAUAUGGAUGUCGAAAUACAGAUUCCCCGUGAAGGCUGGGAUAAUAGAGCUGCAGAGUGGUGGAUGGGACCUGAAGCAUCAACCUCAUCAACUAUAGGCCAGCUUGUCGAGGAUGACGAAUGGCCAACAAUAGAGUUCGAUGUUAGUAGGCAGGAUGUAUCUUUUCACAUCCCGUUACAUCGUAUGCUGGCACUCUUACUUCAUAAAACACUUGAGUUUUAUUCAGCCAAACAGGAUACACCUUCUAGCAAAGAAAGAAUAAUGCCCAAUUUUGGCUCUGUUGAUGACGGGAGGUUAUUCUUGGAACAAGUUCUUCCACCAAAGUUUCGUGUGCCAGGAUUCGCUGCCGUUGUGAUGGAGCAUCCUCUUCGUUUGCAAGUUUUGUGUGCUCAAGUUCAGGUUGGCAUGUGGCGACGGAAUGGCCAUGCAACUAGUGCAUUAUGUGACCUCUACCAUACUGUUCAUUGGUGUGAAGAUAGUCUGGAGCUUGACGUGUUCCUACUCCAAUGUUGCGCUGUCCUUGCACCUUGUGAAGCCUUUGUGGAGCGUAUUGUAGCUCGAUUCUCGCUUUCUGACUACUUCACCCUUUCAGUUUAUCGUCUCAAUGAAUACCAGGUUACUCUGGCGCAGGAACUACUUAUUCUGUUGAUCAGGAUAGUUUCUGAGCGAGGUUUCUGUGGAUUGACCGAGAAACAGUCUUUACGACGGGAGUUAGUACAACGGUUAGCUGUUGGGGAUGCUACUCGCAGCUACCUACUGAAAGCUCUACCUCCACGGUUACAAGAUAGCAAGCACUUGCAAGAAUGUUUAAAUGCAGUAGCAACAUAUCGCAAUCCUUCUGGAAUGCAGCAGGGUAAGUAUGUAUUGAGGGAAGACUGCUGGCGUGAGUUGGACCUCUAUCAUCCACGAUGGAGUCCCCGGGAGCUUCAAUUAGCAGAGGAGCGUUAUUUGAGGGCAUGCAGAGCACCUGCUGUGUUUCUGCAAUUACCUCACUGGUCGCAGCCAUUGGCAGCUUUACGGGGUUUGGGACAGUUGAUUACUUCUCCUUCGGUUCAUGAUAUGUUGCGUUGUAUUUUCUUCCAUGCAGUCUACACUGAAGACCCAUCCAAUUCGCGUGCUCCAGAAGAGCUCCUUCUGCACGCUCUUCAUCUACUUGCCCUAGCUCUCGAUGUCUGUAAAUCUCAAAUCAAAGUUGGUGGCGAAAGUAAAGCGGAUAUCGACUUUUCUCUGCGUGAUUUGAACACCUCAAGUAGUAACCAUGUUGAAAAUCUUCCGCCACUAUUGCUUCGCAGCAUUGAAAGAGUAGCUGUAGGAAGAGCCGAUCUUUCUAUUAUGCCAGAGCACCAGAGUAUGCUAUCUUUACUGGUGUUGCUUCUGCGAAAACGCGAUCGCGAUGGAGCGGGUGAAGCGGGAUCUUACGGUUUUGGAGAUUUAAUAAAGAAACUGUUGAGAAGUUUUGCAGAAUUGAACAGGGCGUGCAUGUACGAGAUAGAAUCUCUUGAUCCGGAGAUCCUUCAUCGUGUGUCUGUUAGCGCCACACUCAAGAUUGGUAGAGCUGGAGAAAUAAAUUUCAAAGACGAUAUCUCCGUGUCUGAGUCCGAUAGACGAAGAGCUAUCGCACGAGAACGCCAGGCUGCUGCUAUGGCAAAAAUGAAAGCUGCGCAAGAUAUGUUUGUGAUCAAUUAUAAGACAACAGAGGAGAGCAACUGUUCAGGGAAGGGUGAUGAAACAGAAGCAAAACGUCCUAAGGAGUCCGGGGGUGGGAGUGAUGAGUCAAGUGAGGAUAUACAAGUUACUCAUUGUGCACUUUGCCGAGAUGCAGCGAGUAAUAGUCCCUUAUGUUUCAUGGUCCUUAUUCAGAGAUCAAAACUGCUCGCAGUUGCUGAAAAACCUACUCCAUCCUGGAAGCAUAGCAUAGUUACACUGGCAGAACAUGUAGAGAGAGAAUCUGAAGCAUCUGAUGGAGUAAACACUGCUGCGGGGUUAGGCCCGGAUGAUACAAGAUAUUUUCAUAGCACAGCAGAGCUUUUGCGAUGGAUUCAAGAUGCUAUUGGGGAUACUCAAACCCGCACUCGCCUGCUCGAUGGUGAGGACUUACUGGAACUUAUCCGAAAUGGGCCUGGUAUCCGUAACCCUCUUCGUGUGACUCCCGAGUUUUUACUGAACUGGGAUGUAACUGCGAUACCGGCAGACACUGAAUUGGAAGAAAUCAAAUCUGGUAGUGAGAUAAUUUGCACUGAAAACAGUAAUGAAGUUGGAACCAAUGAAGCAACAGGAAGUAUGGAUGUGAAUUGGUGGGAGGACAAUUACAGUAAGGCUGAUCAAGGGGAGAGUAGCACAAACAGAGACAAGGCCAUGGCAACUGUUCUAGCAGAAUAUGUGGCUACAGCUUUCUGUCGAGGACAGUCUCGACCUCAGGAACGGACUCGUUAUGGAAGAAACGAGUUUCCUAGGCAUGCAGUUCCAGAAAUAGGAAGAGAAGGUGUUACCCGAAGCAGGAGAGGACCUUCUCGGAUUUCUUUGGCAAUGUCUGAAGCUACACGCUACAAAAGCAAUGACACCGUGGGUAUCCAUAUGUCUGCUUGUGGACAUGCUAUGCAUCAAGAGUGUUGUGACCGCUACUUUUCCUCUCUUUUGCAGAGAUCCUACAGCAGAGCUUUGUUUGAAGGAGUUCAGAUAGUGGACCUUGACAUGGGGGAGUUUCUCUGCCCAGUUUGUCGUCGACUAGCGAACGCAAUUCUGCCAGUUUUGCCUGGUCAAACAGGGUUAAGCAGUUCUUUCAAAGCUCCAAGCGUCGCUCAGCUUUCGCCUAGUGUUUCUUCUAGUUCUGCGAUACUACAGGUGGACCAUGCAUUGCGACUGCUUGUUAAGGCUGAAGAAUUGGUUUCCAGGUCGGAAUUUCGCAAAGUGGCUGAUCCACAGCUUCCUCAGAAUGUUAAUGUGGUUUUGGAGGAUCUUGCAAAACGACUUUAUGGAUUGUUUUAUGCCGAGAAGGGCCUCUUCAUAUCACCAAGCUCUGUUCAGGGUCAUGUACAUCAAGGGUUACUUCUUUGGAAUGUCUUUAAAUACUCCCUCAUUUCUGCAGAGUUGGCUGCUCGUAGCCAGAAGUUUUUGGAGGGUACUGGCAAUAGUUUGAUCGCAUUAGUGGAAAUGGGUGAGUCGUCACACGGGUCUGUGUUGCCUCUUUUACUUCAUGCUGCGAAAGCGACACAAAGUCAGAGUCGACAAGCGGUUUUACUUCGGGCUCGUGGAAUGCAACUAUCAUUGGAUACUAUUGUUAACGGUGUGUCUAGAGAUAUGCACUCAAACGGCGUUCCAACUGGUUUGCUUGGCAAUUAUUCUUCUCUUUUGCAAUAUUUAGAAAAGGACAAUGAUUCUGUAGACGUGCAGCUAUGGAAGAGAUUGGCUGAUCCAAUUUUAGUCCAUGACGCCUUUUCAUCCUUCACAUGGCUGCUUUUCUGUCUGCCCCUGCCAUUUCCUGCAAAUGGUGCACCGUUUUCCGCACUUGUUCAUCUCUUCUAUUUAGUGACUAUCAUUCAGAUUGUAGCGCAGCUGGGAUCGUUUGCAGCGUCGAGUACUGAAUUGACACCAUCAGCGCGUUCCUUAAUUACAGCAGUACAGAGAGGGCUGACAGGAACGGUUCUUGAGCACUCUUCAGGGGACAGUAAUGUUCCUCCAGGGUCUAUUCUGGUUUAUAUUCGGCGCUGUACUUUGCCUUUCCUACGCCGAUGCUAUCUUUUACAAAACCUGAUGUCUGGUAACACACAAGUCCUCCCGGUUGCUACAGCUCAUCAAUGGGAGCUUUCUCAGAGUCAGAGACAAUCAACAGGAGCCGGAUCGGUUUCUGGGGACACUAAAUAUGCAGGGGAACAGGUGCUUCUGGAGAUUGAGCAGUUGGAUCAGCUGGAAAAGAUCUUUUUAAUUCCUUCGUUGGGAAAGAUUUUUGAGCAGGAUACAGUUCAGCAGCUUGUUCAAGUAUGGUGCAAGCAUGUUAAGUCAGAUAGUGAACCUCGAGGAAUCCAAUAUAGUCCACGAGUAACCACAGCAUCUCCUUUUAGAUUGAUGCAAUUGCCACAUUUGUUUCAGGAUCUUAUGCAACGGUAUGUGAAAGAGCGUUGUCCUCUCUGUAAGACAGUUCCUGAUAAGCCUGCUAUAUGCUUAUUGUGUGGAGCUCUUUGUUGUGCAGUUAGUUCACGUCUCUGUUGCAGUGUGAACAGGCAAGGGGAAUGUACCAGGCAUUCAAUUAAAUGCGGAGCAGGCAUUGGUAUUUUUUUGAUGCUACGGAGGACCAAUAUUCUAUUGCAACGAUGUGGACGGCAAGCUAUGUGGCCAUCACCCUAUCUAGAUGCUUUUGGAGAAGAGGACCUUGAGUUACGUAGAGGCAAGCCAUUGUUUCUUAGCCACGAACGAUAUGCUGCCCUUACUGAUAUGGUGGCAGCACAUGGGUUGGAUUACAGCUCACCAGUUUUGUCGCACACGACACGAGACAUCCUGUUGUGAAUCACUUGCUUGGAUCAUUUUGACUGGUGUUUCCUUUUAAUAUGCAUCAAGCAGAGGUAAAUUUGAUUGUUCCAUCAUCGUCACUUGUAGUGUACACUCUAUUGACAUGGCUACUUUAAAUAUUUUUUGCAGCUGAGGGAACAAAGCCCUAGACAGGACUAUCUCUCGAUUAGCUUCUAGAGUGUACGGAAUAGCUCUUUCCUGUGCAUUUUUUGACUUCUGUACUUUGCACUAUUGAACUGAUGCCUCUGUUUCGUUUGAAAUAGAAAUAGAGAUAUAGUUUUUUGGGAUCCACUGCUGGGCUGAUGAAACCAUUGGAUCUGUAGUAGCUGGUACCUUCAUCUGCAGGAUUAUGUGAUGUCAACCUCUGAACAGGUGAGGAUAAAAAAAUAUCAUAAAUCUACUACUUUUUAUAUAGCGCAGUCAUUUUUCCUGCUCUUUUACACAGCGAGGGUUUUCACCACUACUUUGAAGCUGUGCAGCUCAUCCACAUUCAUAACUAUGCAGCGUCAGAAAUUUUAGUUUCAGGGCACAGAAACUUUGUGUUUCUUAAAAUUGCUCGGUUAUAAACUUCGUAACUACACAUCUGAUUCUCGCUUGGUUUUGAACUUAUUGUGUGAAAUCUAUGCCCACGGGGACUAACUUGUGAAGUUAUGCAGAUCUUCAUCAGCCUCUAGAUGGACUAGAUUGACAAGAGGACCUGCAAUCAAAGAUUCCUGUGCAUAAGGUUUCGAGUGUAAAUGCUUUAGUUAUGUAUGAAGGAUUGGAUUCUUGGAAUAGGUGGAGGAUUUUUUUAAAGAUAUUUUGACCACUAUACUGAUUAGUGAAGGUUGUCAAGCCAGCAGGAUGCGGAGACAAUCACUUCCCCGAGUUGGCUUAAAAAUAAGAAAUUGGCCUUCCAAAUUAAUGGGUAGUUGCUCCCGAGGCAAAUCAUUCUGGGAUAUGUACAUUUUUAUAAUACAAUUAGUGUUGUAGCUGCUAUAACUGAACUACAAAUCAUUUGAUA